CACCGCUCGCUUCUCCACUACAAGUACGACAACGACGCUGCUCAGUCUUCAGCAAUAGAGUCCAGUUGCUUUUUUCUUAUUUCUCACGAUGGCAGACAACGAGGAUGUUGGUGGUGCCGUGCCAAAGGAUCAGAGGCAGGGGUGGGGCCAGUUUCUUAAGACGAUCGCUUCGUUCUCGGGAGACCUGAGCAGCUUGACGGCACCUAGCUUCAUUCUAUCGCCCGUCAGUCUCACUGAGUACCCCUCGUAUUGGGGCGAGCACCCAGAGCUGUUUGCGGCCUGUGCAGAAGGCAAGGAUGACGUCGAGCAGAUGGUCAACGUCGCGCGUUGGUUCAUCGGCACGCUCAAGGGCCAGUACAUGAGCAGGAACACGUCGAUGGGAAGCGAAAAGAAGCCACUUAACCCGAUUCUCGGCGAGAUCUUCCUGGGCAACUGGCCCGACAAGGACGGACGAGGCGAAACGAGCUUGAUUGCUGAGCAAGUUUCACACCACCCUCCUGUCACCGCCUACAACCUGCUCAAUGAGAAGGCUGGUGUCAACCUCGAAGGUCACUCUGGCCAGAAGUCGUCCUUCUCUGGCCGAUCCAUCACCGUGCGCCAAGUGGGCCAUGCCGUGCUGCGAGUGCCAUCGACGGACAAGAAGGGCGAGACGCUUUACCUCAUUACGCUUCCUACCCUGGUCAUCGAAGGUCUUAUUUGGGGCUCGCCUUACAUUGAGCUCAGUGGCACGAGCCACAUCAGCUCCUCUUCUGGCUACCUCGCUACGAUCAACUACAGCGGCAAGGGCUACUUCUCAGGAAAGGCUCACACUUACAAGGCCACAGUCUCGCCCUCAUCGAAGCCGACCCACCCAUUGUACACUGUCGAGGGCGAGUGGAGCGGUGUCUCUAAGUUUAAGGGCUCGUCGCCCGAUGGAAACAAGGACUCCACCUUUUGGGACGCCGGAGCCGACAGAGAAGAGGUUUCGGUCAAGUCAGUAGAGGAGCAAGGCCCAAUGGAGAGCCGCAAGGUAUGGCAGAAGACGGCUGAAGGCAUCCGAAGCCAGAAUUACGAGGCAGCAAGCAAGGACAAGUCUCGCAUCGAAAACGAGCAGAGGCAGAUGCGCAAAGACGAAGCAGCAAAGGGCACCCCUCACCAGCUCGAAUACUUUGUUCAUGUCGACGAUGACAAGGAGUACGCCGAUCUGAUGGCGAGCUUUGGCGGAAAGCCGCCUCAAGAAGAGGCCUACCGAAGGAAGGCCCGGGUUCACUAGAUGAACAGUAUUACAAUCGCGCCCCAUACCUCUCUGUCGGAACUUCACCUCGCUUUUCUUGUUCGCGUCAAGGAAUUUCGCCUGCCUGUCGCCUUGUCUUCUCCUGCAAUGCCCAUGUCAAACCCAAAAGAGAAAUUAAACAGCAUCACUAUAUUGCCUCUCACGAAUUCAUCACCGCCAAAUCACCCCAGCUACUACCAAAGCGAAAGGAGAGAAAAGAGAAAAGAGAAAAAGAAAAAAAGAAAAAAGAGAAGAUGGACGGGGACUUUACACAUACAUUUGUGGUUG
Molecule: messenger RNA, 1540 nt
Organism: Acaromyces ingoldii
Lineage: Eukaryota; Fungi; Basidiomycota; Exobasidiomycetes; Exobasidiales; Cryptobasidiaceae
Product: Oxysterol-binding protein
Exons: 5
Coding region: 89-1252 (387 amino acids)
Biological process (GO): piecemeal microautophagy of the nucleus; endocytosis; maintenance of cell polarity
Cellular component (GO): intracellular membrane-bounded organelle; membrane; cytosol
Molecular function (GO): oxysterol binding
Source: RefSeq, a predicted model, not a curated record